GGUUGAGGCUGAAAAGGCUGCUCUGCAUGAUGAGUUGGCUGCGGCUGCGGCUGCGGCUGCGGCUGCGGCUGCGGCUGCGGCGGCGGCGCCAGUAGUCGUGCCGACAGAGGCUGUAACCCUGGCCGCAGAGCCGAUGAUCUCGCCGGUGGAGGUGGUGACGGUGCAGGCAGUGAGCAGUGCGCCGGAGGCCACUACAGAAGGGUCAUUUGCAGAUUGGUCGGGUGUUAUGUCAGCAGUGAAGGAGCUGAAUGCGUCUGUUGGUGUGCAGGUGGAGGAGGAAGUGGAGGAAGCAUCGAGUGCAUCGCUGUUGGAGGACCAAUUGAGAUCGGUUUGCGUGAAGGUGCAGGAAAUGCAGAAUGCUUGGAAGGAUGAGGCAACCAGGAGAGCUGAAAUGGAACUGCAAGUGAAGGCAUUAGAGUCUGACCUGUGCGCUGCCAAUGCGAGGUGUCAGGCCAUGGAGGCUGCUGCAGAAGGUAGGUCAGCGAUGCUGAAGGAUCAAGCCCUGUCUAGUGAUGGGCAGGAUGAGGAGGAGGAUCUGUCUGCUCGGUUGAAGGAGAUGUGUCGACGGCUGUUGGAAAGUCUUUCGGCAGUCGGUGUUGAUGUGAACGGUGAUGCAGAGGACCCGAUUGGUUUGCUGGACGACGCCGUUAGGAAGUUGUGUGAGGAUAGAAGACGUCUGGCAGAUAAGGUGGCGACAAGUGAAGAGGAGGAAGGUGAGCUGAAGCGUACGAUAGAACUGUUGACGGCGGAAGUAGAGGCAACUCGUGGCAAACUGGACGACGCGUUGGCAAUGCAAGGCCAGUUGGAGGCGACGUGCAAGUCUGAUGAAAGUCAGCUUGAGGAGCUGAGUGGUGCGUUGGAGGUUCUGUUGUCGAGUUUGUCCUCAAAGGUGAAGGAGCUGGAGAAGAUAGUGAGUGAAGAUGGGUGUGUCGAUAAGGAGAAGUUUGAAGCGAAGAUGGAAGAAUUGAAGCAGGAGAAGAUGACGUUGGACGGUGUUGUUGAGCAGUUGAAAGGAGAGAACGCGAGACUG
Dibothriocephalus latus is the source of this 1030-nucleotide messenger RNA. The record is from the annotation of a GenBank genome assembly. Lineage: Eukaryota; Metazoa; Platyhelminthes; Cestoda; Diphyllobothriidea; Diphyllobothriidae.